Messenger RNA from Sinocyclocheilus rhinocerous, 712 nucleotides. RefSeq names its product C-type lectin galactose-binding isoform-like. The coding region runs from base 74 to 622 and encodes 182 amino acids. The transcript is spliced from 4 exons. The record is from RefSeq and is a predicted model, not a curated record. NCBI's taxonomy places the organism in Eukaryota, Metazoa, Chordata, Actinopteri, Cypriniformes, Cyprinidae.
AGACAUUGCGGUGAAAAUCAGAGCUCUGAGCUCCGGUGUGAACUCUUAUGUGUUUUACUUGGUGUCUGAGAAAAUGAACUGGACCGAAGCUCAGACGUACUGCAGACAGCAUCACACCGAUCUCGUCACCUUAAAUGACCAGUCGUACAUCGAUGAGCUGUUACAAUCUCUACCCAGUGGUUUUAGCAAUUUAAUGUGGAUUGGACUCUAUCGGACGGAUGAGUAUUCUCCCUGGGUCUGGGUCUGGUCCGAUGGGAGCAAAGCCCUGUUCACACCGUGGGAUUCUUUACAACCAAACAAUGUUGGUGGCCACCAGUACUGUGUGUGCAUGUCUGCUAAAGGAUACUGGAGCGAUUAUUGGUGUACAGAUAAAUUACCAUUUAUUUGCUACACUGAGAAAAAGAGACAGAUGCUGAGACUGGAGGUAAAAUCAAGCCAAAAUGUGAAUGAUCCUGCAGUGAAGAGUAACAUUUUGGCAAAGCUAGAGCAGAUACUGAAGGAGAAUGAUCUGACAGAUGCUAAGCUCUCGUGGAGGGAGUUUUCUGGAGAAAAUGUCUUCCACAAGAUGUGGUAUCAGAAGAGUGAUGCUUCUAAUGCGUCCUGCAAGAGAACCAUGAACUGAUCGUCUCAUCAUAGCAUUUGUUGUGUAAUUGUAGAUGCUCUCAGAAAAUGUGGCUCACUGAGACAUCGGUAGAUGUGCGCUUCUGUACUA